ACAUAUCUUCUUCCAUUUUCAUAUAUUGUUUCUCUUAGCACGCGUGUCUGGAUGUUGUAGUGGCCCCGUGAUGAAGCUAUACCUAUGGGACAAAGCUGCUUUGGACUUCUGUGAAAAAUUUAAAGCAACUGGAGGAACUGCAAAAGUUAUUUUAGUCACCACGCUGAACCCGAAACGUUUUGGAGGUGCCCUAACUCUAUCUUCCAUGACUUCAUCACGGGUAUUUAUGGACAGUGAUGUCCAAGCAACCCGAGAGUAUCUCACUUGGUUGGUCUCAAACUCGGAUGUCGCGAACAGAGUUGAUGCAGACGUUGUCACUAAAACUGAAACUGUGACCAUAGGCGAACUCUUUUCCUAUAUGAAGCAAGUAGCUGCCAAGGUUGCUUGGUUUGAGUGUACAGCAACAGUUGCUGAUGUUGUGCACGGUUCAAGCUGGUAUUACAUAGGAUGCGGUGUGUGCCACACUAAGGCAACCAAAGGGCCUACCACCCUUAUGUGUAAGAAGUGUGGUAAAAGCAAUAUUGUCGGUGUUCCACAGUUUCUAGCCAAGAUUUCUGUGUACGAUGAGAGUGACCAGGCUUUUUUUGUUCUCCUUGGUGAUGCUGGUCAAUAGUUGACUGGAAAGAAGGCAGCUGAAUUGGUUGAGAGCUAUUUCGAGGUAAUCACAGACCUGAUCAACUUUGUCUUUUUGAAACUGAAUUCUUACAAGUUAUUUAGAAAUGUGUAGUGACAAUUGAUUAAAUGUAUGUUAGGCCAAUGAGAGUGUAGGAGAUGAUCACAUGGUUCCAGUUCCUCAAGCGCUGUCUGAUACCAUAGGACAGACUCACAAGUUCAUUGUGAAGGUAUCAAAUCACAAUUUGGAUGGCAAGACCCAGACUUUGACUGUGACAAAAGUGCUCCAGUCGGAAGCUCCAGAAGUUGAAGGCGAGUUGGAGGAAGAUGUGAUUGUCGCAGCCGCCCAGAAAACUUAGGAUGAUGGAGGUGCUGAAGAUGAUCUUUCCAUGGACUCUAAUGUUGAGAAGGUCAAAAGAGCUGCUGAAAAUGAUGAAGCAGAGAAUCCUAAGCGAGCCAAAUGUGGGUAGGAUGUGGCUAUAAUAAUUUAAAUGGUAGUACUUAUGGUUUCUAGACGUUUAUGCUUUCUUCCUUUUCAAUUUUAAACUUCCUCUUUGCAACAAUUGAAUGUCUUUCUUAAAACCUCUUUUUGGUUGAACUCAUGUUAUUGCCUUUUUCUAUGUUUGAUUC
Brassica napus (rape) is the source of this 1242-nucleotide messenger RNA. RefSeq lists its product as uncharacterized. Gene Ontology annotation, cellular component: nucleus. Gene Ontology annotation, molecular function: DNA binding. Bases 71 to 613 code for a protein of 180 amino acids. Gene Ontology annotation, biological process: DNA repair; DNA replication; DNA recombination. The record is from RefSeq and is a predicted model, not a curated record. The transcript has 5 exons. Lineage: Eukaryota; Viridiplantae; Streptophyta; Magnoliopsida; Brassicales; Brassicaceae.